Messenger RNA from Symbiodinium natans, 621 nucleotides. The record is from the annotation of a GenBank genome assembly. NCBI's taxonomy places the organism in Eukaryota, Dinophyceae, Suessiales, Symbiodiniaceae.
AUGCUGUCGGUACCCGGCCCCAUGCUGCCUGGCCUCCUCCAGGCGCAACGUGGCUUGCGGGUUCCUGGCGCAGCGCUCGCUGGAAAGACGAAGGCGAGAUCUCACCUGCACUCAGCAGUGGUGGCCUCUUUGGCUGGUGCCCUGGCAGGCAAGCUUCGACUGCAGGCAGCGUCGACGGCUCGCGGUGGUCGUCCGCUGGACAAGUUCAAGGUCGGGGAGCAUGUGGAAGGAACAGUUGUCCAAAUCUACUGCCCCGGCGGCGUGUCGGUAGAUGUGGGCUGCUCCGAUUCCUUUGCUUUCCUGGAAGUGGAGGAGUUUGGGGAUGGCUUCCCGCAGAAGGGGCCUUUCAAGUACAAGCCUGGAGAUCAAAUUGCCGCGCGGGUGCUGGACAUUAAUCCGGAAGCAAGGGUGGUGGACCACGGAGAGGCAGAUCCACACGGAGAACACGGGGACAGUGGUAAACUUCACCUCACCAUGCGCUCGGGGACCUUGGAUCGUCCCGAUCGCUAUGUCGCGGACGCAAGGAGGCUUCAGAGUUUCAACGGGUCACCGUGUGCGUUGCACCGUGCUAAACACCUGGUGGGUCAGGCCAGCCAAGGUGGCAUCAUUUCUGGAUGUUGA